Molecule: messenger RNA, 1884 nt
Organism: Mizuhopecten yessoensis (Yesso scallop)
Lineage: Eukaryota; Metazoa; Mollusca; Bivalvia; Pectinida; Pectinidae
Product: stAR-related lipid transfer protein 5-like
Exons: 6
Coding region: 113-781 (222 amino acids)
Molecular function (GO): lipid binding
Source: RefSeq, a predicted model, not a curated record
CAUGACCACGUACGGUUUAUUUUAGUGCAUGCUCUCGACUGUCUGUGACACAACGGUGUUGGAAGUGUAAGACAGGUAUUAUUAUAACGGAAGCUGACUUAUAUCAACAGACAUGAGUGAAGGAGCUAAAACAGUGGAAUAUUACCGCGAAAUUGGUGAGAGAGUAGCCGACACGUUACAAAAAUACAACAAUGAUACUGAAGGCUGGGAGGAAAGCAAGUCUACGACACAUUUUAAGAUCUCCUAUAGGAAGUCGACAGAGUUUCAAGGCUACCUAUACAAGGGAGAGGCUGUGUAUGCUGCUAAACCUAAAGUUGUGUUCGACUACGUGGAACCUCUACCUAACGGACACCGCGCGAAAUGGGAUAAAAACAUGAAGAAAAUAGAAAUCAUCAAACAAAUGGAAAACGACCUCCGCAUUAACAGAGCCUGUACCAACAGCGCGUGUAUGGGACUCAUAUCACCCCGAGAUUUUGUAGACCUUAUAUUAAUCAAAGAAACAGACGAGUAUCUAUCAACCAAUGCUAUAAGUAUUGAACACAGCGACUGUCCGGCCGAUGAAGGUCAUGUAAGGGGACAUAACUACAGCUGUGGUAUGAUUGUGUGUAAAUAUCCAAAUGAGCCAAAUAAGUGUAAACUUAUAAGUCUCAUCCAGCCCGAGAUCAAAGGAAUGGUUCCCGCCAAACUGAAGGAUGCCGCCAUUCCAGGCUCCAUGAUCGAGUUCUUCACUCAGCUGCGCGACACACUUAAGGAAGCUGGAGAGCUACAUGGACAGGAUUGAAGAUGAGGCGGAUCCAAGCAGCAGGCGAUGGAAAUGUGAUAACGUAUUUAUUGACUUGUCCUCACGUUGUGUUUUAAUCAAGACAGAUGUACACAACUGGUCAAAAUCAGUUAACGAUAGUACCUAUUUAUAGGUGGUUUUAGGCCUGAAAUUUCUUUAAUUCCUGUGCUGGUAAACGUGACGUAAUUGGUAAACAGUGUGUCUAACACCCAUGGUAGUAUUGAGUCUCCUAAUGGAUGUACAUUGUGGGAAAAUACAACUUAUCCAGUAACUUUCGUCCUGUAAAAUUUUUGCCUUUCACAAGUAAAACCCAUUUGUACCGUGUAAAUUUCGCCGUUUACAGAGGAAAGACUUAGUAUAUGACGCCUUCUACUUAAUAACGUGCCGUAUUUGACUACAAAUAAACCCCACUGGUAAUUGUUCUUUUACAACUUGAACAAUUAUACACUGUAGGUACAUGAAAUGUAUUAUGGCAAAAGAUCAAAGCAGGGGAAUAUUUCAAAAUGGCAGACAUCGUAUAAUAAAUGUUUGUGAACAGAGGGAUGUAUACAAUUAAGUUCACUCCUAACGUUUGGUCAAUCUUUUUAACAGGAGAAUGGGGCUUAUUUUCGGUCAAAUAUGGUAAAAUCUACUUUCAUGUUACCUUUGCCAUCAUUAUGGUCAAUGGAGGGCAAAGAGGUAGAAAGUAACGGAAGGGUUUUGAAUUCAGCACAGGAAAUAAAGAAUUGAUCUUAAUUUGGCCUAAAUAUAUUACUACAGUAAGCAGGUCACUGAAAGUGUCUGUGGGGCCAAAAAAAGCGCUUCUAAAUAUAUGUGUAACAUAUAGUGACAAGAGGAGAUAAGUGCAUGCAGACCGCUUGUGUAAUUGUUUAUGUAAAUGUUGGAUUACUUCCCUUUGUUGUGUUUUGUAAAUGUACCACUGAGAUGUGUUGCACUGUUAGAUACAAAAGCAAAAGGUUCACAAACAUUUGACAAAAAUACCAUCAGGGGCAAACACAAUAUGACGGGGGUUUUGGUGGGUUUUCUCUCUACCAAAAUCGUAUUCAAGCAUAUAGACUUUUUUACUGUUACAUUUGAGAAAGUUAUAUAGUUAUAUAUUAUAU